Molecule: messenger RNA, 1129 nt
Organism: Exaiptasia diaphana
Lineage: Eukaryota; Metazoa; Cnidaria; Anthozoa; Actiniaria; Aiptasiidae
Exons: 2
Coding region: 131-634 (167 amino acids)
Source: RefSeq, a predicted model, not a curated record
UACACACCCGGCUCACGUAUUGUGUAUUGUGCAUGAUUUUUGACGAUAAAACCUCUGCAAGUUUGUGCAGAAAAGUCUUGCUGAAUAUCAUCAAGAACUUCUGAAAGAACAGGUGUUUUCGAUAGCAACUAUGAAGUUCCAGUGGACUAGAAACAUGGCAGGUCAGACACUCUCUGAUGAAGAAAUGUCAGCUAUAGCUUACCCUUUAGAAGAAUUGACAGUACAUGUUACAACCAAGACCAUUCAAGCAUGUGCAAUCCUUGGUAUCAUCAUUGGUCCUGUCGUUCGUCUUGCAAGAGGUCCCAGAACAUUAGGCGCACUCACAGGAACAGCAGUAAAGGCUGCGAAGAUUGGUGCCUUGAUUGGUGUCCCUAUGGGACCUGCAAUGACAUAUAUGAGGAUCAAAGGAGCAAAGGUGGAUGAUGAUGGCCUUUACGAUCGAUGUUAUCGGCUAAGAUAUAACCGCAAUCAAGUGCGUACAGAUAGGUUUGCAUAUCUUGGUACUAUAGGAGGAGCUGCAGGAGCCUUGGCUAUGGGGAGCCCUUUGACAACAGGGGCUGUUAUGGGUCUUGUCAGUGGGACGAUCCUUGCUGGUGUGUAYAACACAGCCACCGAAGAAAAGAAGACAUCUUAGAAGAACAUUAGCAUUUCUAGAUAAUGUACAUGACCUGCUCAAAUAUUAAUCAGGAAAACAGUCGUCAUUAUGUUUAAAAAURAUACUAACAUUAAAUAGAAUAUAUUUGGUACCUCUGUGAAAUUAAAUAUUGUUUUGUUUUUCCUACAUUUGAUUUUAUCUUUCUUUUACCAAAACUGUAAACUUCCUCGUGAUUGGUAUUUAGUUUUAACUGUGCUCCAASCAUAUUAUAUACUUUUACCAUUUAUAUCAAUAGAAAUAUAUAGUUUAUUGAAUGCAUGGUAAUUCCAAUUUAUAUCAUUUUUAACAUGCUCUUUUAGAACAUGUGACCUAAUUCUCAGGACUCUGCUUGAUAUCACUUUUCAUUGGCCUAUCCUUAGGACAAGUACAUCUACCAACUAAGAGUGGAGCUGAUAGCAGUGAUAAAGAGUUGCCUUGUGGCAAGGACAUUAAAUGCUAAUUACUAUUGAUAAUUAAAAGAUUGUUCUUUUUUAA